This is a messenger RNA of Felis catus (domestic cat), 3634 nucleotides long. RefSeq names its product aryl hydrocarbon receptor nuclear translocator like (gene BMAL1). Gene Ontology annotation, biological process: regulation of transcription by RNA polymerase II; circadian rhythm. The coding region runs from base 1208 to 3124 and encodes 638 amino acids. NCBI's taxonomy places the organism in Eukaryota, Metazoa, Chordata, Mammalia, Carnivora, Felidae. Gene Ontology annotation, molecular function: RNA polymerase II cis-regulatory region sequence-specific DNA binding; protein dimerization activity; DNA-binding transcription factor activity, RNA polymerase II-specific. Gene Ontology annotation, cellular component: aryl hydrocarbon receptor complex; nucleus; transcription regulator complex. The record is from RefSeq and is a predicted model, not a curated record. The transcript has 23 exons.
GCAACGCUGUGCAGAGGGUGAAAGGGUGGGGUAGGUCUUGAUUCACCCACAUGGAGAGAGGUGGAGAAUACAAUGUGUAUAGAAAUGAAAGGAAAUCAUGGACACACACAGAUAUCCAUCCACAAAUACACACAUCAAAAUGCCUCUCGGGAAGCCUGGAAGGCUUAGUUACCAACUUCUUGCCGCUCCCCGAAGAGGCCGCAGAUGCUUUGGCUUCCCUACUUUUCCUAUUUGCCAGUUUCGUCUGCCUGAAAUAGUCAUCUUUCGCACCUGUGAGAGCCCGCCCCUCCCUCAGAGCGCAGGUCAACCACGGAUUCCACGGGGGCACUUCACGUUUCCCUCUGGGCCUGCUCUGAGCCUGACAGCAUGCCGAAUUGAAACCAUUACCUAAAAACAUUGCCAGAAAGAACAACGGCGGAAGCUCUGAGCCCCCGUUGCCCCAAAGGCGACCUCCCAAGCCAUGCUUUUGUGACUCUCCGUGUCUUAGGAGGUGUGCUGUUGGAGGAAAGAAAAAAGUCGCGCGAAGGGAGAAAACUGGGUAGAAUUUGCUUGAGACAAAAAUCCAGAGGCAUUGACGUCGAGAAGCCCCUCCCCAAUCCGGACAGCAGGUGGCGCAAGCGACCAAGAUUUCUUCAACCACCACCGAAGGAGGCCGCAAGCUUUUCGCGGUGGAGACGGCGGCCGCCGGGACGGUGUCUGCCACACAGUAGGUGGUCAAAACCCGACAGCGGGAAGGAAAUGCAAUGGAACCGCCGCGGGCUUGAGUUUUCUCUUUUGAACAACGAGAAUGACAGCUCCAACGGGACACUUGGAGGUCAGGACGAACGAAAGGAACCUAAGAAGCUUGGAUGGGAAAGCCUCCUAGAAAUAGUGGUGCUGGCUAGAGUGCACGCAUUUGGACCCAAGCUUAACUUUUCAAAUGUGGAAUCCUAGGCCUUCACUGGUUUCCAGAAGAAGCUGACUGCCGGAAAGGAAACUGCAAAACAUGAAAAUCGCUUUGAGGUGACCGAUAAGCCCCGUGGCCCCUUGCUUCUCCCGCAGCGGAUCUGAGCUUUAAGAACUCUACCUUCAGAUGAAGCAACUUGAGCCCGGGGAGAGGGAGUGAGCGCCCGGGUCACGUGGUGUGGAGCUCGGCCCGUCCGCGGGCAGUGCGCGGCCCUCUCAACUCGGCUUGGACUUGGAGUCCCUCGCAAGGUCCCGACCUCCAAUGGCCGACCAGAGAAUGGACAUUUCUUCAACAAUCAGUGACUUCAUGUCCCCGGGCGCCACCGACCUCCUCUCCAGCCCCCUGGGCCCCGGCGGCACGGAUUGCAACCGCAAGCGGAAAGGCAGCUCCACCGACUACCAACUUGAUGACUUUUCUUUUGAAGAAAGCAUGGACACGGACAAAGAUGACCCUCACGGAAGGUUAGAAUAUACAGAGCACCAAGGAAGGAUCAAAAAUGCAAGGGAAGCUCACAGCCAGAUUGAAAAGAGGCGUCGGGACAAAAUGAACAGUUUUAUUGACGAAUUGGCGUCUUUGGUACCUACGUGCAAUGCCAUGUCCAGGAAAUUAGAUAAGCUCACUGUGCUAAGGAUGGCUGUUCAGCACAUGAAAACAUUACGAGGUGCCACCAAUCCAUACACAGAAGCGAACUACAAACCAACUUUUCUGUCAGAUGAUGAAUUGAAACACCUCAUUCUCAGGGCAGCAGAUGGAUUUUUGUUUGUCGUAGGAUGUGACCGAGGGAAGAUACUCUUUGUCUCAGAGUCUGUCUUCAAGAUCCUCAACUACAGCCAGAACGAUCUGAUUGGCCAGAGUUUGUUUGACUACCUGCACCCUAAAGAUAUCGCCAAAGUGAAGGAGCAGCUCUCCUCCUCGGACACGGCGCCCCGGGAGCGGCUCAUAGAUGCAAAAACUGGACUUCCAGUUAAGACAGAUAUAACCCCUGGGCCGUCUCGAUUAUGUUCUGGAGCACGACGUUCUUUCUUCUGUAGGAUGAAGUGUAACAGGCCUUCGGUAAAGGUUGAAGACAAGGAUUUCCCCUCUACCUGCUCAAAGAAAAAAGCAGAUCGAAAGAGCUUCUGCACCAUCCACAGCACAGGGUAUCUGAAGAGCUGGCCGCCCACAAAGAUGGGGCUGGAUGAAGACAGUGAACCAGACAACGAGGGCUGUAAUCUCAGCUGCCUGGUCGCCAUCGGACGACUACAUUCUCACGUGGUUCCGCAGCCGGUGAACGGGGAAAUCAGGGUGAAGUCUAUGGAAUAUGUGUCUCGGCACGCGAUAGACGGGAAGUUUGUUUUUGUAGACCAGAGGGCAACAGCUAUUUUGGCAUAUUUACCGCAAGAACUUCUAGGCACAUCAUGUUAUGAAUAUUUUCACCAAGAUGACAUAGGACAUCUCGCAGAAUGUCAUAGGCAAGUUUUACAGACAAGAGAAAAGAUUACGACUAAUUGCUAUAAGUUUAAAAUCAAAGAUGGUUCUUUCAUCACGCUGCGGAGUCGAUGGUUCAGUUUCAUGAACCCUUGGACCAAGGAAGUAGAAUACAUCGUCUCAACCAACACUGUUGUUUUAGCCAACGUCCUGGAAGGCGGGGACCCAACCUUCCCGCAGCUCACAGCGUCCCCCCACAGCAUGGACAGCAUGCUGCCCUCUGGAGAAGAUUCCUUUGUUGUAGGUGGCCCAAAGAGGACCCACCCCACUGUUCCAGGGAUUCCAGGGGGAACCAGGGCUGGGGCAGGCAAAAUAGGUCGAAUGAUUGCUGAAGAAAUCAUGGAGAUCCACAGAAUAAGAGGGUCAUCGCCUUCCAGUUGUGGCUCCAGCCCGUUAAAUAUCACAAGUACACCUCCCCCUGACGCCUCUUCUCCAGGAGGCAAAAAGAUUUUAAAUGGAGGGACUCCAGACAUUCCUUCCAGUGGCCUACUACCAGGGCAGGCUCAGGAAAACCCAGGUUAUCCAUAUUCUGAUAGUUCUUCUAUUCUUGGUGAGAACCCUCACAUAGGCAUAGACAUGAUAGAAAACGACCAAGGCUCAAGCAGUCCCAGCAAUGAUGAAGCAGCAAUGGCCGUCAUAAUGAGUCUCUUGGAAGCAGAUGCUGGGCUGGGAGGUCCUGUUGACUUCAGUGACUUGCCAUGGCCGCUGUAAACACUACAUGUUGCUUUGGCAACAGCUACAGUAUCAAAGUGCAUUACUGGUGGAGUUUUACAGUCUGUGAAGCUUACUGGAUAAGGAGAGAACAGCUUUUAUGUACUGUCCUCAUAAAAGCCACCUCAGAGCCAUUGAUACAAGUCAAUCUUACUAUGUGUAACUUCAGACAAAGUGGAACUAAGCCUGCUCCAGUGUUUUCUCAUCAUUGAUUAUUGGGCUAGCUGUGGAUAGCUUGCAUUAAUUGUAUAUUUUGGAUUCUGUUUGUGUUGAAUUUUUUAAUCAUCGUGCACAGAAGCAUCAUUGGUAGCUUUUAUAUGCAAAUGGUCAUUUCAGAUGUAUGGUGUUUUUACACUACAAAGAAGUCCCCCAUGUGGAUAUUUCUUAUACUAAUUGUAUCAUAAAGCCGUUUAUUCUUCCUUGUAAGAAUCCUUUACUAUAAAUAUGGGUUAAAGUAUAAUGUAUUAGACAGUUAAAUAUUUUUAAUAAAUGUUUCCCUUGUUCUAUAAA